This is a messenger RNA of Musca vetustissima, 642 nucleotides long. It is a transcript of the gene Cdc42, whose product is annotated as cdc42 homolog. NCBI's taxonomy places the organism in Eukaryota, Metazoa, Arthropoda, Insecta, Diptera, Muscidae. Gene Ontology annotation, biological process: small GTPase-mediated signal transduction. Bases 20 to 595 code for a protein of 191 amino acids. Gene Ontology annotation, molecular function: GTP binding; GTPase activity. The transcript is spliced from 3 exons. The record is from RefSeq and is a predicted model, not a curated record.
CUUAAACUAACACAAAACAAUGCAGACCAUCAAGUGUGUUGUUGUUGGCGACGGUGCUGUGGGUAAAACCUGCCUACUCAUUUCAUAUACCACCAAUAAAUUCCCCUCGGAAUAUGUACCGACAGUAUUCGAUAAUUAUGCUGUAACGGUUAUGAUCGGUGGCGAACCCUAUACAUUGGGUCUCUUCGAUACAGCUGGCCAAGAAGAUUACGAUCGUUUGCGUCCAUUGUCAUAUCCACAAACAGAUGUAUUUUUGGUGUGUUUCUCAGUCGUUAGUCCUAGUUCAUUUGAAAAUGUCAAAGAAAAGUGGGUACCCGAAAUCCAGCAUCAUGCCCAAAAGACACCCUUCUUGUUGGUGGGAACGCAAAUCGAUUUGCGCGACGAGACCAGUACAUUGGAAAAAUUGGCCAAGAACAAACAAAAACCCAUUGGCAUUGAAAUGGGCGAGAAAUUGGCCAAGGAAUUGAAGGCAGUUAAAUAUGUGGAAUGCUCUGCCUUGACACAGAAAGGUCUUAAAAAUGUUUUCGAUGAGGCAAUUUUGGCUGCAUUGGAACCACCAGAACCCGCCAAGAAAAAGCGAUGCAGAUUCUUAUAAUUUUGUGUAUGUGUAUUAUAAUUUAUGAAACAACAGCAACAAAACAC